Messenger RNA from Helobdella robusta, 1290 nucleotides. RefSeq lists its product as hypothetical. The record is from RefSeq and is a predicted model, not a curated record. The coding region runs from base 1 to 1290 and encodes 429 amino acids. The transcript is spliced from 9 exons. NCBI's taxonomy places the organism in Eukaryota, Metazoa, Annelida, Clitellata, Rhynchobdellida, Glossiphoniidae.
AUGAUUGCCGACUCGAGCUUGAACCUACCCCCGAGAACGAUAAGAAAACAUCAUCAUCAGUCCCACGGUUACCCGCUGACGUCAUCAUCAAGUCACGUGUCCAGACGUGUCCACCUUGAGAGUGACGAGCUGCCCAUCAUCACUUCUUACUCCAGGGGAUACAGCCAGCCGCCUUCCUCCUACUCUGAAGUUUUGCUGGCCGAUGGCAUGCCGGUUGGAAGAAGUAACCAGGCUUAUGGUGAUGCAAAGAGGGCAUCGAUGGCCGCUGAUACUGCGGUCAGGCAGGCACAAAGGGAGGUUAACAGAGUUGAACAAGAACUUGGACUCUCCCACUACGACGAGCCCUCCUCAUUUGCCAGAAAGCACCGCAGCUACUCGUACAGUGGGCCCCGUGACUUUGCUUUUGUAGGCCCCAAGCCCAUCGUCCACCAACAUCACACCCCCGCUACUUACCACUACCACCAUCGAGCCUACCAAAGUCCCUCUUAUUACGAGGUCCUGGAGAGUGCCCCAGCCCACAGGCCAUUGUACCCCCCUGAGAAGUUGGUGAGGUGCCUGACGGAGACUCCGGUGACCAAGUUGUCGGGCAGACAUGUCGAGGAUGUGGUUCUUGGCAGUAGCCUCAGUGGAUUGGGCAGUGCAUUGAGGUCUAGGUCUCACACCCCCCAGCUGCACAUCGCUCCGCUGCCGCCAGCCCCGGUGGUCAGCAGAAGAAGUCACGUGGUUCAUCGUCACGUGCCACGUUACUCAUCAUUGUUGACGUCAUCAUCUGCUCUGAAUCGUCUGCCCGACAGCGUGGGCCACUGGUACCACCACAAGCCCGCCUCCACUCAUUUUUACGGGAGUUCUUAUGAUCUGAGUAGCCCAAUCGUGGCAUCGUAUCACCAGCCAAUCAGAAAUCAGGUGGUUAUGACGUCAUCAUCGGCAGGAGCAGCACCAGUUUCUGCUACUUUGGGACCUUCGCCUCCCUACCACACGCGCGUCAUCAAUGAUGGAUCCUCGUUUGAAUACAGCAGCAGCAACCACACUGACUACCCCAUCUUAGCUGACUACUCUCCCUGGAUAGCUCCACAGCCAGUAGCAGCAGCUCCGAUCCACCACCAACACUACCAGCACACGGUGAGGAGAGUCCAGAGUCUCGCUCCAUCAUCCAUCCACAUUUCCAAGGCCUCAUCUCUCUCACCCAGUCUUGACAAGCCGUUGGAGAGUCACAUUGAGGUGUCAGAAGCGAGGAAGAAGGUUCGAGAAGUCCUGUGCAAAGUAAAGAGAGAUGCAACGUAUUUUGAUUGA